GCCCCCAUUUCCGUCCCCUCCUCCCCCGCCUUCCCCAUCUCCAUCCGCGCCUCUGCCUAGCCUCCCCACCUCCGGCGCCGCCGCGUCCUUCCACACCCACCGCCACCGCCACCUUCAGUCAAUCCUCUCGAACAGCACCGAAGCGGGGGCUUCACCUCAGCUGCUCCAUCCAUGAUGAGCUGCCCCCUUGCUCCGCCCCAGCGCCCCAACAUAGGGUUUGCCUCUGGCGGCGCUCUGCCAUGGUAAGCUGGGGAGGACGCGACCCGGUGUUACCCGGAGGAAGCGGGGGUGGGGUCUCGCCGGCGGAUGGACGCCGAUGAGGCUGCGGGAAGUAGCAGGAGGAUGGAUCUGAACCUAUACCUCGGCCUCCCGCUCGCCCCGCGCCCGCGCCGCUCCGACCUCGGCUCCGACCUCGCCCUCAGCACCCCGAUGCCCUCUUCCCCCUCCUCCUCCGCCGCCUCCGUCGACGCUCCUCCGCUGCCGGAGCCCCCGUACGUCCCGUACUCCCCGUCCCGUGUUGACCUUUCUCCUCCACCACCGGAGGCAUACUCCUCGUUCCAUCUCGAGGAACCGCACCUACAGUACGUGCCGCCGUCUCCGGCGCCGGUCAUCCACGGGCCCCAGGACGACCACGGAUUCGGCUUCCAUCCCCCGCCGCCGCUGGUGCGAGCCAGCGAACUGCUGGGCUGGGAGGACCGGCCGUCCUCAUCGACGGCCUCCUCCUCUUUCCUACCUGACGUUGCCACAAGGUACAGGCGGCUGCUCGAGCAGACAGGAAGCCGGUGGCUCCGCACAAGGCGGUUUAGAUCGGACCUUCCGCCGCUAGGCUCCGAGGCUCAGCCUGCAGGGUACGACACAGCACUGCCGGUGCCACAUCACGAGCCAGCGAAUGAUACUGUUGGGGACAAUAAGGUAGCCGGCAGUGGAGCUGAAGCAGGUGCCUCCGAGGAGCCGGAGGAGCGGGGCAAGAGCACUGCCACAUUUGAGUGCAACAUAUGCUUCGAGAUGGCCGGAGAGCCGGUGGUCACCUCUUGUGGCCAUCUCUUCUGCUGGCCUUGCUUGUACCAAUGGCUCAAUGUUUACUCCAACCACAAGGAGUGCCCAGUCUGCAAAGGCGAGGUGACGGAGGCGAACAUCACUCCUAUCUAUGGGAGAGGGAAUUCCAGUUCAGAUGCAGAGAAGGCUGCUGAAGAAGGUAAACAGCCAGGUCCUGCAAUCCCACCAAGGCCACAUGGAAAUCGGCUUGAAAGUUUUAGGCAGCAGUUUCAGCACCUACGUCCAAUGUCAAGAAGGCUUGGUGACGCCCAUGGGAUACUGUCAUCAUGGAGGCGCCUUCUCGAUCAGCAGAUUAUGACUAGUGUGAGUAGAUUUGAAGGCCCACCUGAACCAGCUGCGAAUGAAGUAGGCGAUAUUGCUCAACACACGAGUCGCCUAAGUAGAUUGGCCAACAGGAUGAGAGCAAGACGGUUGCAGGGUGAGUUGGAUAACCCUCCUGAUGCUGGCUCCAUUGCCCCCGAUAGUGGUUUGCUUGGAAAUAAUGCACCAGAUGCACCCAGACAGCAUUUACCGGAAGGAAUUGAUUUGCUGCAACGACUUACUCUUAUUGGCAUUGCAAAUACAGAAAGGUUGGCAACUGCUAUGAAUGACCUGAGAAGAAUAGCUGCACCUAGUCAAUAUGGAGCAUCUGCUUCGUCAUCAAACCCGUUGAAUCCUGAGGCAACACCUGAGAGAACUCAUGUUGGUGCAGUACCCUCUACAGACCAAGCAUCUAAUUCGAGCACCAUUGCAGUGAUACAGGGGGACACAGCUAUUUCUGAGACAGCGGGAGAGCCUAGUAAUGCAGGGUCUUCCAGAACCCUCAGGAGAAGGGGGAGAAGCAAUGGCUUGGCUUCUUUAGAUGUGGAUGGUGGUCCUCCGCAGCGCAACAAGAGGCGGAGGAUGAACUGAACCUUCUCGGUUGUGGUGUUUCUUUGAACUUCAUAAUCUGCUUCACUGAUUUGAGUUAUUGCAUUUCGUUUCUGUGGGUGAGAUCUGCUAUGUUGUACUGUAACAAUGUUUCUUAUCCAUUUGUUUACUAGACAAUAGUACCGCCAAAAUGGUUGGGUAGUUCCUCUGAAGCCUGUACCUCUUUAAUCUAUUCCUAAGUUGUUGGUCAAACCAAAUGUGGAUGAAACUAGACAGUUGUUGUUGGAUCAUAAUUUUACUGUUCAUAAACUGGAUGCCGAAGCAUGCAAUGACA
Molecule: messenger RNA, 2239 nt
Organism: Lolium perenne
Lineage: Eukaryota; Viridiplantae; Streptophyta; Magnoliopsida; Poales; Poaceae
Source: RefSeq, a predicted model, not a curated record